Molecule: messenger RNA, 729 nt
Organism: Hylaeus volcanicus
Lineage: Eukaryota; Metazoa; Arthropoda; Insecta; Hymenoptera; Colletidae
Gene: ND-B17
Exons: 4
Coding region: 168-656 (162 amino acids)
Biological process (GO): mitochondrial electron transport, NADH to ubiquinone
Source: RefSeq, a predicted model, not a curated record
CAAUUAUGUAGUUAAAAACUAUAGCUAUAUAUAUAUAUAUAUACAUAUUGAUAAGGCAAAUUAUAUUUAAAUGUACAGAAUGUAAUCUUCUUUCCUUUCACGUAUUCGCGUAGGUUAUACAUUCUUAUAUACUUUAUUUCAAACAUAUUUAAAACUUUGGUACCACGAUGUCGUCUUCACGUACUGGUGGUGUAAGGCCAAUAUCUAUUGCUGGUCGUGUAGGCAGGGAAAGAGAACGUUUGAUUGGCAUGACAGAUGAGGAACGUGCAUGGAGAGCACGUUAUCUCAAAUCUCAAAUUCUUGCACCAGAAGAACCGAUAGUUCCAGAGGGUUAUUACAAGGAGGCUUAUAAUCCUAUAAGAAGAUUCUAUAGAGCACCUCUGAAUGCAGUAGAAAAAGCACUAAGUGGAUUAGUGGGUCCUACACCUGCAUUUGUUAUACGUGGCGUAACAGGAAGACUCUUGAUGGGAAUCGCAGGGAUAUAUUGUGCAUGGUAUUACUUCAAAUAUAAUACAGCGCAAUGGACACGUGUCUCUGGUUGGAGAAUAAUUAAACCGCGUCCUACUUUGUUUGUAGGAGACAAAGAUUUUCCUAAUUACGAAGUUAAAACACCUCAACAGUAUGCAACACGAGGCUUCGAAAACUCUCCAAUAUAGAUAUUACCAAAGUUGUAUGUAGAUAAUUUUUAAAUAUAACCAAUGUAAUUCACUAAAAUUAUCAUCAAAAGAU